Molecule: messenger RNA, 330 nt
Organism: Paramecium pentaurelia
Lineage: Eukaryota; Ciliophora; Oligohymenophorea; Peniculida; Parameciidae
Source: the annotation of a GenBank genome assembly
GUAAAUUAAUAUUAAGUUUGAAUGGUCAGCUGGAAAAAUUAAAGACAAAUUAGAAAUUAUUGUAUGAUUAUAAAGCCAAAACAGCGAUUGAAGUUGAUAGGGAUUAAAAAUGAAAGAAUAAAGAAUAAGGAGUCUAGAAAAUAAAAGGAGACAUGUUAAACAUAUAAGAUAACAAAGUAGGAGAAAGUUAUUGCAGGAUAAACACUUAAUACAUAAUAAUAAAUUUAUAUUAAUGAGAAAAACCAAGAAUAAUGUUCAUAGUGGAAUCAAGUUCUCAAUAUACCUGUAGGAAUUCAAAGUUUCUUGAUAAUGUGCUUAAGAAAUUCAUGA